Cynoglossus semilaevis (tongue sole) is the source of this 7066-nucleotide messenger RNA. RefSeq names its product solute carrier family 2, facilitated glucose transporter member 1-like. Gene Ontology annotation, biological process: response to insulin; dehydroascorbic acid transport. Lineage: Eukaryota; Metazoa; Chordata; Actinopteri; Pleuronectiformes; Cynoglossidae. The record is from RefSeq and is a predicted model, not a curated record. The coding region runs from base 1966 to 3447 and encodes 493 amino acids. The transcript has 10 exons. Gene Ontology annotation, molecular function: D-glucose transmembrane transporter activity. Gene Ontology annotation, cellular component: apical plasma membrane; basolateral plasma membrane; plasma membrane.
AGUCCGUGUUACAUAAGAGUCUGCCGCUGCUGUAUGUUGGAAGAAAACAGGAAGAGUCUAUAGCUAACUCCUACUGCUUGGAGGUCCCUGUUAGAUUAGACGCCACACAAUGGUAGAAAUAGAUAACACCGUCCCUCUGAAAAAAACGUUAAACUCUGAUCUUUAAGUCUUUGAAAUUUACAAACAUUUAGGGGAAAAAUACAUUCCCAGUGAUAUUUUAUGGUCAAUUGCUUCCAUCUGGAAGUGCGAUCUCAUUGCCUUUAUUGUAUGUGUGUGUGUGUGUGUGUGUGCAAGCCAGUGAGAAUGUAUGUAUGUGUUUGAGCUAAUGAUGCAAUCUUUUUUCCAUAUGUCUCAUUGUUGUCUGGGUGUCGGCAAAGAGGUUCCAUCUGUGUUCAUAUUUAACACCACCAAUGUUGUGGACUUUGACUUCAAACCAGUAUGUACAUAGAGUGCAAUACUUUUGGAAAGAUGUCAUUGAAACAUUUCCAUGUUUCUCAAACUGUCAGGGACAGGACUCUGGGAAACAACGAUACAGUAGAACAAUGAAAUGCUGCCCUUGGCAGGGGUGCAGUUUUCAUUCACUGUUUUUGUGAACUGCUCGUAAAUUCCAUGGCUAGUAAAAAACAGGAUGUAUUUACAAUUGGACUAGAAAAGAAAACAAAUACUACUAGAAAUACACACAAAACGAAAAGGCUAGGAAAUAACAAACUAGCUUAAUAGCGGCUAAAAUGUAACACAAAUUUAAUUUAAUUACAUGCAUGACUCAUGACUGAAAUUUAACAAAAUUAACCAAAAGAGCUUGAGUUACUGAAAAAAAACCCCAAACAAACAAACCCAGGUCUAAACCAGUACACACAGAAACCUUAACAGUCUUGGCUUGAAUAUACUCUUGCACCAGGAGAUAGCAUUAGCCAUGUUAAUCACCCCGGAAAAAAUAAAGAAAUAUCUAUCAGCAGCACCGACCUAGUCCCAGCAGACUGAAGAACCAGUGAUUGUUGUUUAAGAUUUUCAUAACAAGGAUUUAUGAAAAAUCUUUAAUCAGAACAUUUAUCAUGUUUGUGUUCACAAGCAGCUGGAACUUAAUGUUGCAUGUCCCACUCACAGUGAGACUACGGUCACUGGCUGCAGGAGGAAGUAUAAAUAGUUGCUUUACUCUGAGGAUUAGAGAAAGAGCAGCAAGAGAUCACCUGGAGCAAUGAAACAGUCACACACACACACACACAGAGAGAGAGAGAGAGAGAGAGAGGGAGAGGGAGACAUUGUUUAAAUGAAAGUUGUCACAACGUCUGCUGAAUUCUCAGUUGAGUUAGUUUAGAAAGAAUUCACAGUUAGUAUCCGCUCUUAAUGGUAUUUUUAUGAAAGACAUAAUACUGUCAAUAUUCGGCUUGGGUAAAAAUGUCGUUUCCUGUUUGUCUUUGUCUUGUGUUUGCUUGGUUAUCUCCAGCUCUGUGCUUGCAAAGAGAUUUAUUUGCUGAUUAUCUAGGAUAUCUUUCUUUAUUCCUUUGUUAUCUGAAUGGGCAAUCUUGAAUUUGUGCUAUUCUGUUAUUCAAUCAUAUGUUUUUUAUUUUAUUUUAUUUUGUUUUGUUGGUGGUUGGUAGCAGGAUGAUUCUUUUUAUGCUUAUGAAACAGAUAUGUUACAGGAUGAAGGAAAAUAGGCUUAGUUAAAAAACUAAAGUCAAUUACAAAUGAAUCGAGCUGACAGUGUACUCCUUAUUGUGCCUGCCCCGUCCUGAGCCAUGACAGUCCUUCACAUAUCCACUUAGCUCUUCUGUCACUAAGCUGCUUAUACAGCAGGUGAAUGGAGACACUGGCAGAGAUUUGUUUACAGAGGCAACGGAAGCAUGUAGUUUUGUAUAAAGUUGACUUUAGUGGCUUCAUUAUUCAGUAAAAAUCUGGAUUUUACUCUUUUCUCCUAACUGUGAAGAAGAGAAGUCUGUGAGUGCGGUCCGGAUCCAAUCAUCUGCCAUGGAGUGCAGUGACCAGAUAACACCUCACCUGAUGCUGGCUGUAGGGACAGCUGUGAUUGGCUCCCUGCAGUUUGGCUACAACACAGGUGUCAUCAACGCUCCUCAGAGUACGAUUGAGAGCUUCUACAACGAGACAUGGAUGAACAGGUUCUCAGAGCCAAUCUCACAGAGCACACUAACAGCUCUGUGGUCACUGUCUGUGGCCAUCUUCUCAGUGGGAGGCAUGUUCGGCUCCUUCUCUGUUGGCCUCUUUGUUACCCGCUUUGGCAGGAAAAACUCCAUGCUCAUGGCCAACGUGCUGGUCGUUGUCGCUGCUGCAUUUAUGGGCUUCUCCAAGUUGGCUUUGUCCUUUGAGAUGCUCAUCAUCGGCCGUUUCGUAAUCGGUCUCUACUCUGGUCUGUCCACUGGUUUCGUGCCCAUGUAUGUGGAAGAGAUUUCACCCACGUCUCUCAGAGGAGCCAUGGGCACGCUGCACCAGCUUGGCGUCGUGAUCGGCAUUCUCCUGGCACAGAUCUUUGGAAUUGAAUCCAUCAUGGGUAACGCCUCUCUGUGGCCUCUGCUGUUGGCCUUCACCCUGCUGCCUGCAGCCCUACAGUGUGCCCUGCUGCCCAUCUGUCCUGAGAGCCCCCGAUACCUACUGAUCGAAUGCAAUGAAGAGAGCAAAGCCCGCAGCAUUUUAAUGAAGCUGCGGGGAAGUGACGAUGUGGGUGAGGAUCUUCAAGAGAUGAGAGAGGAGAGCCAGCAGAUGAGGAGGGAGAAGAAGGUGACCAUCCCAGAGCUGUUCCGCUCCCCUGCCUACAGACAGCCCCUCCUUGUGGCGGUCAUGCUGCAGCUUUCUCAACAACUUUCUGGAAUCAACGCUGUUUUCUACUACUCCACUGGAAUCUUUCAGAAGGCAGGAGUAUCUCAGCCUGUUUAUGCAACCAUCGGUACCGGAGUGGUCAACACUGCCUUCACCGUUGUCUCUUUGUUUGUGGUGGAGCGAGUCGGCAGGAGACCACUUCACCUCACUGGUUUGAUGGGAAUGUCAGUGUCAGCAGUUUGUCUGACUGUUGCCAUGGCGUUGUUGGACCAGCUCCCAUGGAUGUCCUACCUCAGCAUCGCUGCCAUCUUCAGCUUUGUGGCAUUUUUCGAAAUUGGCCCUGGUCCCAUCCCCUGGUUUAUCAUAGCUGAACUGUUCAGUCAGGGGCCCAGACCUGCUGCCAUUGCUGUGGCUGGUUUCUCCAACUGGUCUUCAAACUUCUUAGUGGGGAUGUGCUUCCCAUAUAUUGAGCAACUCUGCGGUCCCUACGUCUUCAUCAUCUUCACCGUCCUGUUGCUCGGUUUCUUCGUCUUCACCUACUUCAAGGUGCCGGAGACCAAGGGUCGCACCUUCGAUGAGAUUGCAGCAGGUUUCCGACAGUCAGCAGGUCACGGUGCAGACAAGUACUCGGCUGCCGAAGAGUUCAACACCCUGAGGGGAGACGAUCCUGACCUUUGAAUGCUGCUCUAGGUGUUCACAUUCAAACCUUUUACAAGUGAGGUGAACACACAUGCGACUCACUCAACCCAGCUGACAAUGUGGCCCCACAUACAAUAACCAUUUACCUUCUGACCCCAUAUGUGCAGUUCACUUGGAGCUCCCCUGGUACAGUACAUGUGGUGCACAUGCUUCAUGCAGCUGUGCACUUGGUUUAAUUAAUAAUAUACAAAAUUCUAUUCAUAAAAAUUCUCAAUUUUUGAUUCAAUUACUGGUCUGAAUUAGUGGAGUGGAAGCUAAUCAUGACUAAAGGAGGGCUUGUGAACAAACAUGAACCUGAAGGGUUUUUUAAUUAAGUAACUUUUUUUUCUUUACCUAAUACGUAUAUGGCAUUUUGGUCUUUUUCACUUGUGAUGUUAGACAAAUCAAUCAUAAGCAAUAUUUUAAAAAUAACAUAGAAUAGCUAAAAGGAAAGCUAAAAUACUAAAAUUAUGUGUAGUACAUGAAUUGUAAAUGUCUUGCAUUUUUAAAAUGUGUCCAACCACAGAUUCUGUGCUCUUUUAGUAAGUGUUUUUUUUUCUUUUCUUUUUUAGUGUUUGGUUGCGGUUUUUUGGAACUUUUUAAGUAAGUAAAAUUCCUCUAAAGUUUUUAUGUCCUAGAUCAAGGGUCUCAAAACAUUUUUUCUCUGAGAGCUCCUUUUACAAAAUAAAAUUCUUUGUAACAAUUAUUUUCAUAGAUCAAUGUGAACAAACAAAUUCAUUAAGCUUUGCAUGAACAUUUACCUUAUGUUACUGUCCACAUAUCACAUUAGGCUCACAUCAAUAAUAUUAUUAAUAAUAAUGACAAGGGUGGUGGCGAGAGUGCAGCGGUAGGAUUGCCUUAGUGCAGUGGUUCUCAUUUAUUUUGACCAUCCCCUGCCCCACCAAAUGUUCUUAUUUGAUGAGAACCAUGUGGAGAAACAAAAAAGUUCUUCAUAAUUCUUCACCACUUGAACAACAUGUCGUUCGAUUUUAAGAUUUUACUGAAAAAAAAUCUCAAAAUGCUGUAAUUGAUACAUGAAGAAAAGGUGAGAGUGAUCACACUGAUUGAACAGCAGACACAGACAGAGGGGGAAGUGACACUUAAUUUUUGUAUUUGUAGCUGAAAUAUUUUCAUACGUAUAUUGUAAUAUAUGAUACAAUUAUUAUAAAAAUAUUGAUGCAGCUGGAGGCCAAAUCUUUAACAGCGUCUGGCUUUUGAGACAAUAGUUGCAAUGAAGCGCUUCUAACGCUAGAGGUCAGCAUUUCAGCACACAUUUUCUAGGUAUGCCACAGGUUCUUUCAAACUGGAGUGUUUGUCAUCUGUUUCCUAAGAAGUAAAAAAAAAUCACAUAAAAAGGUCCACAUCACUCUCUGAUCCUAAACGCUCUAUAUGAAAAUAAUCAGAAUCUGCCUGGAGAAUAUCAUCUCCUCAUCUGUGAUAGGAAGGUCUCGUCUGUCUUACCUCUGAAAUACUUCCACGUCAUUCCACUUCAGUUGUUUUAUUGAACACUUUUUUAGUUGUUUGCUCUUGUCUUCUCUAAGUGCAGCUUUGCCUCCAUGUUGGCAGCGGUUGUGCUGAGUUUGCGUCAUUUGAACACAAGCCCUGCAAAUCAAACAUGCCGUUUUAUCCUCCCAGGAAGCAACACACAUCACUUUUAUCUUCUUUGGCUUUUUUUCUGUUUGUUGUACAACAGUCUUUGUGCAUACAGUGUCUCUGUUUUACUGUGUUUAUUUUAUUUUUAUAUUUUCUCCAGCAUGCUUUGUGGUCUGUCAAAUCAGCUCUUCUAGACCAAGGGAUCCUGAACUUUUCCAUGAAAAAGUCGCCCAAAACAGCAUUAACUUGCAAACCCACAGACAAUUCUACAAAAUAUAUAAAUAAACAUCAACUUUUAUUCACUAUUUACUAUUUGUUUAGCAUUAUCAUAUGAUUAAUAAUGUUUACAAGACUGUUUCCACUGAAAAAUAAACUUUCCAACAAACUGUUGACAGAUAAGAACAGAAAAAAACCAAAAACAAAUCAAAUGUGUCAACGCGAUUCCCAACAUAGUUCAAAUUCGUGUUGUCCAUUUUGCACUAGGUAGCUACACGCUAGCUUGAGAAGCAGAGCUUCAUAACAGGUGCGAAUCGUUGCCGUUAUGCCAAAAUUCGCAAUUGUCGUACAAGGUGCCUUCAGGUACCAUCAGAAACUUGAGUAUUUGAAGAUUAUGCUAGUUUACAUGUGGAACGGUUCAGGACAAAUGGUUAUUUUAAAGAAGAAAUGAUUCUUUUGAUUAGCAAUAGUGAAUUUAUGAGGCCCGCCCUAGCGCCCCAUACUUGAAAAUCAUUGUUGUAGAUCACCAGUUGGUGCAGGAUGAAAACAUUUUCUGACCAGAGACAAAAUAUUAAGGCAGGAAUAAACAAAUAUUUUCCAACUUUGACGUUUUGCCUCCUCCAGUGGUGAUCUAUACAGAGGGCCAUUGAUCUGAUCCAUCAGCUAAAUCAUCCUGUCCCUGUGUUGGGUGAUGGUAUUUUGAUGAAUGAAGUUUUUCAGUGUGAUGAUUCAUCAAAACAUGUUAUAUUUGAACACAUUAUUGUGAUAUAACUAUUGCUGCCAAAUCCUCAGAUUUGCUGUGUUUCCAGUCUGUACAUUCCAUAAAUUGGUCCGUCUUGUUGUUGGACUUCAUCCUUAUCACACCAGUGCAGCAUCAUAACAUUCCAAAUCAAUAUCAGUCAGUCAAUUAAGACUGGUAAAAUCAAAUCAGGCAUUGAUUCGUGUUCCGGACAGCUGCUGGGCCUGAAGAUAACGACUUGGAUGACGUUUUAAGAGGCGAUUGAUAAUUAUAAACUCUUGAUAUUUCUCCCUCUAUUCAUUAGUGGUUCAUUUUUUAACAUUUUGCUCCAUUUCAUGGCAGACUCACUGCAUCAGUGGCAUGGCUUUCUGUAGCCGUACACGACUUCCCUGUGAAUACAAGAGAACGUAACUGCAGUUCUGUUCAAACCCACAGCUGCACGCCACUCUGUCUGGUUCUGUCAGACAUUUAUUCCAGUAAAAAGAGAGUGUGUUUUUCAUCCCCACUCUUUUGCGUGAUCAAUAAAGCAUCUCACUUAGCCCACUCAGUCUGUCAUCGUUUCUAACCACAGAGACUUGUGAAUGAAAGGGAAAAGAGUGGAGCUGUUGUUUGUGAGAGUUCAACGUAUGACAGUGAUAUUUUAUGCAAAUGGAAACGUCUCUGAACAAACAGGAAGAGGGAACAGAAGGACAAGGGUGAUUUUCACACACUCUAAACAAAGAAACUCAACCUCUGGUAAAUGAAUAAUGUUAAAGGCUGAAUAUUCAGCCUGUCCUUAACGGUCCAUCUGUCAUUUUAGAUCAUUACUGCUGAUAUUACAUCUAUUCUGUUAAACCUUUGAUAUAGAGAAAUAACGUUGUAUCUGGUUUCAAUGUCCAAACUAUAAAUUCAGGCUUUCCCAUGGCAGAAUCAUAGUCAAAAACAAAUGGACACAGCACACAAAUGUUUGAAAGUGAUUUGAAACAAGUAUGCUUAAACUGAUUAUUACAUGACAAAAAAAAGUCAUUUCAGAGGCGCAGAUUGUUGCCUGAUUGAUUAAAGCUGUCAUUUUACCCAAUAAUAAUAAAAUAA